UGGCUGAUUCUGACCGCGCAGACUGCUGGGACGGCGCGAUGUUUAAAUUUGUUUCCGGUUUUGUUCUCCUUCGGCCGACACGGCAGACAUGGAGCGACGCCGCAGCAGUGUCACACGGACCCCCCUCAACAGCAUCAGAGUUCAGAGGAGGAGCAAGAGUAAGAGCUACAGACAGUCACUUCGCAGCUGUUUAGGAGCUGCUUCACGGCUCGGUUUGACCCCAGCGCUGACGGCACGGAGGCUGAACACCAGCAGACGAGCGCCAAAGUCACACAACAUCACCGAGAAGGUGAACCCGGAGCAGCUGGCCUUACUGGUGAAAACGGAGUGGCAGCUGUCGUACGUCACCCCUCUCUAUCAGUUCAGACACACCCAGCUGAAGAGCUACUCGCGGCAGCUCUCAGCGUUCAUCGCUGCAGAGAAGCAACAAGGUCUGGCGGUGGAGGUGGAGGGAUCACAUGGCAGCUUGCGAGUCUCCUUCUUAGUGGUGCAGGGGAUGGCCGAAGCGCAGGAUGAUGCUGAGACGGUCCUCAUACAGAUCCACUCAAAGCCUCUGUUCUCCAGGCAGGAUGAGCCUCUGAAGGCGAUAUGGAGCGGCUGGCUAACCUGCAUCAACGGCAGCCCCGACUACCUCCGCUCGCUCCCGAAGGACUUCACCUGCAUGCCGCUGUUCUGCAGCAGCGGCGCCGAGGGUCUCACCGCGCUGGUGAAAUCGUGGUUCCAGCAGACGUUUGACUGCUGCUUCGGCUCGCUGGAGAUCAGCCACACCAGCCUCCAGUGGCUGCUGGCUUUAUGGACCAACUGCCACAGCGAGUCGGCCAUUCAGUACCUGAAAAUGGUCUGGACUCUUCCUGCGGUUCCUCCGCUGAAGGUCACAUACACGGUAAAUGGGCCAGACGCCUGGGAGCUGUGGAGCAGCGUGAGGAAGGACCGGCAGGAGGAGGAGGAGGAGGAGAACAGUAUUGGUAUAGAAGAGGUGAUGAGGUUCAUGCAGGGACUGAAGAGUCACUUUUACAGACAUUUCAGGUUGGACCUGUCGGCGGGGAGCCUGGAGCAGGUCUCCACGGCGCUGGGGUCGGCUAAAACCAGCGGGAGGAUCAAGAUCUCCAACAGCAAAUACAUGAUCACCACAUUGAUGCUGCUGACAGAGUGUGCUCUCCUUAAAAUGCCCAUUUAAAGGAACUUAAGACAGUUUACACUACGAGGAAGUGAAUUAUCACAGCAGGGUUUUUCUCCUUUCAUAACAUGAAAUGGAAGUUGUAUUCUCAUAACACUCAUAACAAUCUUGGGAUCAUUGUUUUGAUUAUGACCAUGAACACGGCUGACAGCUUCCUAAACUUCCUAGUUUUCUAUGUUGACGACUUUAAAUGCAGUUUUAGCUAACAUGCUUAGGUUUAACCCUGCUUCUGUAAAUACUUUACUGUAUAUACGCUUGUCUAGCUGUUCUAUUUUUUGUCAUUUAUAGUUGUAAAUAAAAUUAAAAGCCAAAAAAUGAA
Molecule: messenger RNA, 1496 nt
Organism: Cheilinus undulatus (humphead wrasse)
Lineage: Eukaryota; Metazoa; Chordata; Actinopteri; Labriformes; Labridae
Gene: cenpl
Product: centromere protein L
Exons: 5
Coding region: 89-1177 (362 amino acids)
Source: RefSeq, a predicted model, not a curated record